Molecule: messenger RNA, 729 nt
Organism: Rotaria sp. Silwood2
Lineage: Eukaryota; Metazoa; Rotifera; Eurotatoria; Philodinida; Philodinidae
Source: the annotation of a GenBank genome assembly
AUGCCAUACUGGAGUAAUGAUUUGAAAAGAUUCAAUUUCCAACAACGAACAUGUUCAACAUUUAUCCCACAAGAAACAAAUCCUACACGAUGCGUUUGCAAUCGUUAUCUUACUGCUCAUGAUAACGUACAAACUGACGAGAAAACAUGGAACUUACGAAUGCAUACUAAGACAAAAACAACCAAAUGCUUUGGAACAUUAGUUCAAUCGAAUAGUCCUUACUUACGAUGUGACAUUGAAACUGACCUUGAUGCACUAUGUUUACUAUUAUUUGGAGUAUGGAAUAUACCAGUACCAGGUUUAAUUAUGCGCAUGAUAAGCGAUGUGAGUUCGACACUAGACGUUCAAUUAGAAAAAGAGUUUUUGAAAGGAAUUUUGGCUGCUGCUGUAGCAUCUGAUGCUUGGAUUAUUACAAGUGGCUAUAAAGCAGAGGAUGUUUCACAAUUGAUUGGUGAAAUAGUAUAUAAAAGUCGCAUAAGAAAUCCCGAAAUCAAUUUCACAGCUAUUGCCAUUGGUAAAUGGGGUAAUAUUCAAGAUUGCCGUACACUCGAAAAUAGUAACAAGGAGAGUUCAUCUGGAAAUAAUGAAAUAUCUCGUCGACACAAGUUAGAACUAAAUCAGACACAUUAUAUUUUCUUUGACGACGGUACAUUAAAUACAAUGGAUACCGGUGAAUUUGCUUCACAGUUGACUCUCAAAAUUUCACGUGGAGCACAUCGUAGAAGUUAG